Messenger RNA from Clunio marinus, 228 nucleotides. The record is from the annotation of a GenBank genome assembly. NCBI's taxonomy places the organism in Eukaryota, Metazoa, Arthropoda, Insecta, Diptera, Chironomidae.
AUGAGAAUCAAGACCAUGGCCAAAAGAAAGAAAGAAAGAUUGGUAACAUGUUGUAAUGUGGGUCAGCACUUUAAAAGAAAAAGACAUCAGAAAAGAGUUUUUUCUUCAUGCAUCCUCUACUCACGACCCAAUCGCUUUCAUUGCUUUAAAUUGGGUCACGACGAAUUGUAUAACGUUUCUUCCCAAGCUCAAGAACAACACGAGACAACGAAACAUUUACUAAACUAG